Molecule: messenger RNA, 1539 nt
Organism: Macrobrachium nipponense
Lineage: Eukaryota; Metazoa; Arthropoda; Malacostraca; Decapoda; Palaemonidae
Product: kinesin-related protein 4-like
Exons: 2
Coding region: 1-1539 (512 amino acids)
Source: RefSeq, a predicted model, not a curated record
AUGGACGACUUGCUUGGUUUCUGUUGUUGUCGAGGAGUCAACAGUGGUUUCGGAGUACCUGGUGCUCUUGUUGAUGCCGCUGUCGAUUAUCUCGAACCAGAAAUCAUUGUCGAUCAAUCCAACAACAGCUUGACUGCGCCAUCUUUUGCCUUCGCCAAACCUCUUGCAGGUUUGGCCUUGUUGGCAGCCUUGGUGCUUGCUGUGUGCUGGAGGUAUGGAAUGUCUGGACGAAUAUCUGAUGAAUUGGAAGAAUGUAUGGAAAGCGAACGAAUGGAUGAGCAUGAUAGCGAGGAUGACGAUGAAACCGACAUGAGCGAAAGCGAGGAUGACGAUGAAAUGAAUAUGAGCGAAAGUGAGGAUGAUAAUGAUGAUGAAACUGAUGUAUGUGACAGCGAGAAGAUGGAAGAUGAUGAUGAUGUAAAACUGAUUCUAGAACUGGAAGAUCUGGAAGACGGCAAGGAGGAACUGGAAGAGACCCCAGAAACUGAACAACUGGAAAUCACUGAGGAGGAAGGACUACAUCAAGAACAGCCAGAUGUAGAAAUGCAGAGAUUGCAAGAAUCCCUGAAAAAGAGUCAGGUUAACGACGCUAAAAUGGAACAGUUCUUGAAUGAAGCAGAAAAGACGAUCGAGCGCAUUCAACGUGAAUUUGAGGGCAAAGAUAUUUUGCUGGAAAAGAAGGCAGACGACACAGCAGCGAUGAGUGUCUGCCAUCAAAAAGAACAAGUUCACGACUUGGAACUGGCUCUAGACAGAGGAGAGACGAAAGACAUCUUUAAUAAAGAGCUGAAGAAACAAAUAGUGUCUCUGGAGAGACGACUCGGGAAGAAUGAACACUUGCCCAAGAAAAGAGAUGAAGACGAGAGGGAAAUGGAAAGGCUCUUCCAGAAGCAGAUGGUUGACAAAGAAAGAGAACUGCAGAGAGCUAAAGAGAAAGAAACUGAACUGAGCCUCAGACUUGAAAAGAUAGAAACUUUCAAUCAAAUUCUCGACGCAGAGAAUGAAGACCUGAUGAGGCUCGUAGUAGACUACAGGGAGGCCUUAGACCAGAAGGAGAGGGAAGUCUACCAUCUGCAAGAAUUACUGGCACGUCAAGCGACAGAGUCUGAGAAUGACCAAGAGAAACUUAGGACUCUGGAAGUGCAAAUGACGGCCAUUGAAGGCACUGUACAAGAACUGGAAAACCAACUGAUGGACGUUAAAGACAACCAGGAAGCUCUCCGAGGAAAACUCAAGCUCACUGAAUCGGAAAACUCUAGACUUAGGGAAGUAGCAGCUGACCUAAAAGAUAGGAAUUGUGAGCUUGAGAAAAACCUGACAGACGAGACCCAGAAGAACUUGGUACUAGAAGAUCAAGUUCAGUUGCUAGAAUCAGUUUUGCACCAAAAAGAAUCUCAAUUGGUCUCUGCAUCAGAAAUUCUAAUUGCAGAAAAAGCAAAAACUGAGAUUAUGGCCGAAGAACUAGAAGUGAUGAGGAACUGGGAACCCUCAUUCCCCAGAACUAGGAGGAUUGGAAGGAAAAGUUUAAAGAAGAGUUAG